This is a messenger RNA of Magallana angulata, 928 nucleotides long. RefSeq lists its product as uncharacterized. The transcript is spliced from 3 exons. NCBI's taxonomy places the organism in Eukaryota, Metazoa, Mollusca, Bivalvia, Ostreida, Ostreidae. The record is from RefSeq and is a predicted model, not a curated record. Bases 49 to 777 code for a protein of 242 amino acids.
GCCUGUAUUUCUCAUCAUCUUAACAAUUUUUUUUAUAUAUUGUUUACUAUGGAUAAGGAAAUGUCACGAAACACAUAUGCAGCCUUAUUUCUGUUUGUACACAUAAUUCGCAGUGCGGAAACUGGCUUCAAUAGUAAUUACGCCAUUGAAACAAAUGAUUAUCCAAAAUCUUCGUGUCACGAACUAUCCAGUGUAAAAAGUAUGAUCAGGUGUCUAGCCACAUGCGUAGCCACAAUGGAUGAGAUCGUCAUGAUCAGCCACGAUGACUCUACAAGCACCUGUAUGUGUUGCAAUGACGUCACAGGAAGUGACAUAACUGGUUCAAAUUGGAAGUCAUAUGUCCCUCGUACAUUACCCUGUGCUGAAGGCUAUGCGAAUUACAAGUUGAUGUCAGACGAAAUAUGUCUGAAGUAUUUCCCAGUGCCUGUAACGUAUUCAACAGCUCAAUCCAACUGUCAAGCUGAAGGUGCCGAUCUCAUAAAGAUCGAUUCCCAGGAAAAGUACGACAUAUUCAACUAUUUCCAUGUACCAAUUGCAAACAAUGCAGUCAUUAAACUGUGGGUUCAAGGGGAAAAGGUUGGAGGUCAGUGGCUGUUUGAUGACGGAACUCUAAUACCUGGUUUCUGUCCCAUCAGUAUGAGUAAUAAUCCGGGGGAAGUACAUCUUCGGGCCGAAGGAUCUACAUCGUUUAACUGUGUUGAUUUUCAUAACGGCGGCCCAUUUCAUUAUUCAUGCGAAUACCACCGCAUGUUAUUCUUUAAGAACUUAAAGGAAUAAAAAUAAUGAUGGAAACAUUGCAUAUAUAAUAUAGAUUGAUGCCACUGAAAAUCAAAGGCAAAACAUUGCCUCAGUUGCGUUUUUCUGUCUUACGUAUAAGUGCUUCUUAUUUGGGUCGCAUAUUCAGUGUAAAUUAAAAUGAUAAAUCAUA